Molecule: messenger RNA, 669 nt
Organism: Leptopilina heterotoma
Lineage: Eukaryota; Metazoa; Arthropoda; Insecta; Hymenoptera; Figitidae
Product: sorting nexin-24-like
Exons: 3
Coding region: 12-494 (160 amino acids)
Molecular function (GO): phosphatidylinositol phosphate binding
Source: RefSeq, a predicted model, not a curated record
AAAAUAAUGCGAUGUAUCAAAUUUUUAUCAGCGGUUAUCACUUAGCUGAUGUUUCACAUGGAAAGCCAUACUACGUUUAUUCAGUUGAAAUGGUUCAUUCAAUAAACGGAACACGACAUUUUGUUGAAAAGAGAUACAGUGAAUUUAACGCCCUACAUAGAUUGUUAAAAAAGGAAAGUGAGACUGCGUCUUUUCCACCAAAAAGAGUUCGAAAUUCAAAUCCAAAAGUCCUUGAACAUAGACGAGCUGCUUUAGAGCAGUAUAUGCAGAAAAUGUUAAAACUUUCCAGUACAAAGCAUCAAGUAUUAAAUUUUUUAGGUGUCGAUAAUCAGCCAAUUAGAACAAAUAACAAAAGAAUACAAACACUUACUCACCAGCCAAUUUUCCAUUACAAUUACGAUCCAUACGUUCAGGCCAAUGUAUCUUCCUCACUUCCUGACAUUGUUACCAAUGGUGUUUUACACGGAAUCUAUGGAUUUAGAAAUUCUGAAUGAUUAUCGAAAUGACCUAGAAAAAAAGAAGGAAAAAAACCACGAGAUUAAUGAGCUUCAUUUGCUGUUUAGAACAAAGAUCCAUCACCUGAGUAUUAUUUUUUAUCCAUCAAUUUUAUUAAUAUUGAAAUAUUUUAACAAAUUUUAUAAAUAUAUUAGAAAAAUUAUUUAUAUUGAA